AUGGAUAAACCCAGGGUCCCUCCACCCCACGCUCUCAUUGGCCGGCGCAUCGCACAUAUCUUCCCUCUCGUACCUCGAUACCCGGGUAUUCACGACCUGAAUCAGUUUAUCCCGGGCCAAGCCGUACCUCACGGAAUUAUCUUUCCCGUCGUGCGUCACGAACAUGACCCGCAUCUCCCCAUCCCGGCCCGUCAACGCCAGAUGAAUCUGCUCGGGCCCACGGCCUGGUUCGAAUCGGAUCGUUUCCGAUUUUGCCAGGAGAUGCUUGGUCCCCGGCAGAGGGUUGUGAUCGUGGUCCUGCUUUUUCGGGUUGAUUUCCGACUCCGUCCAGUGGAAGAUCCGGAACUGGUAAUCGGAUCUCAGGUUGAUCAACGGGAGCGUAAUGGAGCCCGACCCGGACGGCCAUCCGGGCGAGGACGAGAGGAAGAUGUAGCCGAUGAAGUCUGCGUGCGAGGAGUUCGAAGCUUCGACGGGGAGUCAAUGCCGGACCAUCGGAUCGUGAUCGGGUCGCUGGAUUUGGGAAUGGAUCUCGAGCUCACAGUAAUGGCGACCGGCGAUGCGGACAAGGAUCGGACGAGGAAAUGGAAAAUUGUUGCUAGAACAGGAAUUACCUUCAAUGGGAUCAUGAUUUCUUGGCUGUUGAUGAUAAAUUUGUGGGGGGAUUGGAAGUGUGAAUCUUCCUAA
Striga asiatica is the source of this 684-nucleotide messenger RNA. Lineage: Eukaryota; Viridiplantae; Streptophyta; Magnoliopsida; Lamiales; Orobanchaceae. The record is from the annotation of a GenBank genome assembly.